Messenger RNA from Notothenia coriiceps (black rockcod), 1182 nucleotides. Its product is annotated as cytosolic purine 5'-nucleotidase. Bases 29 to 1153 code for a protein of 374 amino acids. Gene Ontology annotation, molecular function: 5'-nucleotidase activity. NCBI's taxonomy places the organism in Eukaryota, Metazoa, Chordata, Actinopteri, Perciformes, Nototheniidae. The record is from RefSeq and is a predicted model, not a curated record. The transcript is spliced from 13 exons.
CAGAGUGUUUGUCAACAGAAGCUUGGCAAUGGAGAAGAUUAAAUGCUUUGGCUUUGACAUGGAUUACACUUUAGCAGUGUACAAGUCACCAGAGUAUGAGUCCCUGGGUUUCGAGCUGACGGUGGAGCGGCUGGUCUCAAUCGGUUACCCCCAGGAGCUGCUCAGCUUCGUCUACGACCCGACCUUCCCCACCAGGGGUCUUGUGUAUGAUACCAUGUAUGGAAACCUGUUGAAGGUUGAUGCCUACGGUAACAUCCUGGUCUGUUGCCAUGGAUUCAACUUCCUCCGAGGCCCCGAGAUCCGCGAACGGUACCCAAACAAGUUCAUCCAGAGGGAUGACACAGAGCGCUUUUAUAUCCUUAACACACUCUUCAACCUGCCAGAGACCUACCUCUUUGCUUGUCUUGGGGAUUUUUUCUCCAACUGUGAUAGAUACACAAGCUGUGAAAGUGGCUUCAAAAAUGGCGACCUCUUCAUGUCCUACCAGAGCAUGUUCCAGGACGUCCGCGACGCCGUCGACUGGGUCCACUUCAAGGGUACUCUCAAGCAGAAGACGGUGGAGAACUUGGAGAAAUAUGUUGUGAGAGAUGGGAAGCUGUCUCUUCUCCUCAGCAGAAUGAAUGAAGUAGCCAAGGUUUUCUUGGCUACCAACAGCGACUACAAAUACACAGAGAAAAUCAUGACCUACCUGUUUGACUUCCCCCACGGCCCCAAGCCUGGAACCUCCCACCGGCCCUGGCAGUCCUACUUCGAUCUGAUCCUGGUGGACGCCAGGAAGCCGCUGUUCUUCGGAGAGGGGACGGUGCUCAGACAGGUGGACACGAUAACAGGGCGUUUAAAGAUUGGAACCUACACUGGACCUCUGCAGCACGGCAUCGUCUACUCUGGAGGUUCCUCGGACAUUGUGUGCGACCUGCUGGGGGCCAAGGGGAAGGACAUCGUGUACAUCGGGGACCACAUCUUCGGAGACAUCCUCAAGUCCAAGAAGCGCCAAGGCUGGAGGACGUUCUUGGUGAUCCCUGAGCUCGCCCAGGAGCUGCACGUGUGGACCGACAAGAGCUCGGGGGGUCUCUCCCCCUCAUCUUGCUGUGUGUGCAGUCAGUGGGUGUGGGGCAGGCAGAAGGACAACGCUUGCUGCAGGAGUGGGAGUUAAUAUAAUUUAAUAAACACCUUUUCAUUCUU